AUGAAUACUUUAGUACUCUUAAUUUUAUCUCUAACGAUUGCAGCGGUCAACGCAAAUCCAAGACCUUGCGGCGGACCUCCACCCCCACCCCCACCUCCACCACCGCCUCCACCUCCGCCACCACCCCCACCACCAAGUUCCGGUGGAUCAAGCUCAUCAGCUUUAGCUUUUGGUACUGCGUUGGGAUCAUCUGUUGCUAUCGGUGGUGGUAGUGGUUCAAGCUCCCUUGCAGCAGCUUUAGCAGGGGCUGCUGCUGGAAGUUCAAGUAACUCAAACGGUUCAGGUAGUUCCAGUUCAUCAAGCGGCGCAUUAGGUGCUGCUUUAGGUGCAGCUGUUUCUGGUGGAAAUGUCGGCAGUGGUUCAAAUUCGCUAGCUGCAGCUUUGGCUGGAGCCACUUCCCAAAGUUCUAGUAAUUCACAUGGAUCAGGUGGCUCAAGCUCAUCAAGCAACGCUCUGGGUGCCGCUUUAGGAGCAGCUGGCUCUAGCGUAAGUAGCGGUUCAAGUUCCCUUGCAGCAGCAUUAGCUGCAGCUGCUUCCCAAAGUUCAAGUCAAUCUCAUGGAUCAGGUGGUUCGAGUUCUUCAAGUGGCGCCUUGGGAGCCGCUUUAGGAGUAGCCGGAUCCAACGGAAAUGGCGGCAGCAGUUCAAGUGCCCUUGCUGCAGCGUUAGCUGCAGCUGCAGCGAAAAGUUCAAGUAACUCUCACGGAUCAGGUGGUUCCAGCUCAUCAAGCAGUGCAUUGGGUGCUGGAAUAGGGGCGGCUGUUUCUAGCGGAAAUGGUGGCAGCAGUUCAAGCGCUAUUGCAGCAGCUUUAGCCGCAGCCGCAGCCCAAAGUUCAAGCAACUCAGGAUCAGGUGGUUCUAGCUCAUCAAGCAGCGCACUUGGUGCCGCUUCAGGAUUAGCCGUUUCCAGCGGAAAUGGUGGUAGCAGCUCAAGCUCACAAGCAGCAGCUUUAGCUGCCGCGGCUGCACAAAGUUUAAGUAACUCAGGAUCAGGUGGUUCUAGCUCAUCAAGCAGCGCACUUGGUGCCGCUUCAGGAUCAGCCGUUUCCAGCGGAAAUGGUGGUAGCAGCUCAAGCUCACAAGCAGCAGCUUUAACUGCCGCGGCUGCACAAAGUUCAAGUAACUCAGGAUCAGGUGGUUCUAGCUCAUCAAGCAGCGCACUUGGUGCCGCUUCAGGAUCAGCAGUUUCCAGCGGAAAUGGUGGUAGCAGUUCAAGUUCACAAGCAGCAGCUUUAGCUGCCGCCGCUGCUCAAAGUUCAAGUAACUCAGGAUCAGGUGGUAGCAGUUCAAGUUCACAGGCAGCAGCAUUAGCCGCCGCCGCUGCACAAAGUUCAAGUAACUCAGGAUCAGGGGGUAGCAGUUCAAGUUCACAAGCAGCAGCAUUAGCCGCGGCCGCUGCACAAAGUUCGAGUAACUCAGGAUCAGGUGGUAGCACUUCAAGUUCACAAGCAGCAGCGUUAGCCGCCGCCGCUGCACAAAGUUCGAGUAACUCAGGAUCGGGUGGUAGCAGUUCAAGUUCACAAGCAGCAGCUUUAGCUGCCGCCGCUGCACAAAGUUCAAGUAACUCUGGAUCAGGUGGUAGCAGUUCAAGUUCACAAGCAGCAGCAUUAGCCGCCGCCGCUGCACAAAGUUCAAGUAACUCAGGAUCAGGGGGUAGCAGUUCAAGUUCACAAGCAGCAGCAUUAGCUGCUGCCGCUGCUCAAAGUUCGAGUAACUCAGGAUCAGGUGGUAGUAGUUCAAGUUCACAAGCAGCAGCAUUAGCCGCCGCCGCUGCACAAAGUUCGAGUAACUCAGGAUCAGGUGGUAGCACUUCAAGUUCACAAGCAGCAGCUUUAGCUGCCGCCGCUGCUCAAAGUUCAAGUAACUCAGGAUCAGGUGGUAGCAGUUCAAGUUCACAAGCAGCAGCAUUAGCCGCCGCCGCUGCACAAAGUUCGAGUAACUCAGGUUCAGGUGGUAGCACUUCAAGUUCACAAGCAGCAGCGUUAGCAGCUGCCGCUGCUCAAAGUUCAAGUAACUCAGGGUCAGGUGGUAGCACUUCAAGUUCACAAGCAGCAGCGUUAGCCGCAGCAGCUGCUCAAAAUUCGAGUAACUCAGGAUCAGGUGGUAGCACUUCAAGUUCACAAGCAGCAGCGUUAGCCGCCGCCGCUGCACAAAGUUCGAGUAACUCAGGAUCGGGUGGUAGCAGUUCAAGUUCACAAGCAGCAGCAUUAGCCGCCGCCGCUGCACAAAGUUCAAGUAACUCAGGAUCAGGGGGUAGCAGUUCAAGUUCACAAGCAGCAGCUUUAGCUGCCGCCGCUGCUCAAAGUUCAAGUAACUCAGGAUCAGGUGGUAGCAGUUCAAGUUCACAAGCAGCAGCAUUAGCCGCCGCCGCUGCACAAAGUUCGAGUAACUCAGGUUCAGAUGGUAGCACUUCAAGUUCAAAAGCAGCAGCUUUAGCUGCCGCCGCUGCUCAAAGUUCAAGUAACUCUGGAUCAGGUGGUAGCAGUUCAAGUUCACAAGCAGCAGCAUUAGCCGCCGCCGCUGCACAAAGUUCAAGUAACUCAGGAUCAGGGGGUAGCAGUUCAAGCUCACAAGCAGCAGCGUUAGCUGCCGCCGCUGCACAAAGUUCGAGUAACUCAGGAUCGGGUGGUAGCAGUUCAAGUUCACAAGCAGCAGCAUUAGCUGCUGCCGCUGCUCAAAGUUCAAGUAACUCAGGAUCAGGUGGUAGUAGUUCAAGUUCACAAGCAGCAGCAUUAGCCGCCGCCGCCGCACAAAGUUCGAGUAACUCAGGAUCAGGUGGUAGCACUUCAAGUUCACAAGCAGCAGCUUUAGCUGCCGCCGCUGCUCAAAGUUCAAGUAACUCAGGAUCAGGUGGUAGCAGUUCAAGUGCACAAGCAGCAGCAUUAGCCGCCGCAGCUGCACAAAGUUCAAGUAACUCAGGAUCAGGGGGUAGCAGUUCAAGCUCACAAGCAGCAGCGUUAGCUGCCGCCGCUGCUCAAAGUUCGAGUGAUUCAGGAUCAGGUGGUAGCACUUCAAGUUCACAAGCAGCAGCGUUAGCUGCCGCCGCUGCUCAAAGUUCGAGUGAUUCAGGAUCAGGUGGUAGCACUUCAAGUUCACAAGCAGCAGCGUUAGCUGCCGCCGCUGCACAAAGUUCAAGUAACUCAGGAUCAGGGGGUAGCACUUCAAGUUCACAAGCAGCAGCGUUAGCCGCCGCCGCUGCACAAAGUUCGAGUAACUCAGGAUCAGGUGGUAGCAGUUCAAGCUCACAAGCAGCAGCUUUAGCUGCCGCCGCUGCACAAAGUUCAAGUAACUCAGGAUCAGGUGGUUCCAGCUCAUCAAGCAGCGCACUCGGUGCCGCUUCAGGAUCAGCCGUUUCCAGCGGAAAUGGUGGCAGCAGUUCAAGCUCACAAGCAGCAGCGAUAGCUGCCGCCGCUGCUCAAAGUUCAAGUAACUCAGGAUCAGGUGGUUCCAGCUCAUCAAGCAGCGCACUCGGUGCCGCUUCAGGAUCAGCCGUUUCCAGCGGAAAUGGUGGUAGCAGCUCAAGCUCACAAGCAGCAGCCAUAGCUGCCGCCGCUGCUCAAACAGCCACUGCUCAAAGCUCCAGUAGCUCUAGUGGUUCUAUUAGCUCAAGCUCAGCUACUGCACAAGCAGCCAGUAUUGUUACUAGCUCUUCAAGUUCUUUAAGCGCAUCAGUCAUCCAAUUACUUGGUUUGAGCGGUGGAAAUACAGGUCUUUUAUCGAGUUUGCUUGCAUAUAUUUUAAGCUUGGCUCCGGGCUUAUUUGGUAACUUGACAUGUGUAUUAGCUCCUAUCAUCAAUUCUACUCAACUAACAAGCUUAAUCACAUCAAUAAUCGGAAUAGCUAACCUUAACGUCCAAGUUCUUUUGAACACUAUUUUUGGUGUUAAUGUAACAGGUGUGGGAGCAAUUCUCGGAAAUUUAUUAAUUAUUCUUGGAAACUUAUUACAACCCAUAAUUGGAGUAAGUGGGUGGAAUGUAUUACAAAAUCUGCUUGGUGUAAUAGGGGGAUCAAUCUCUGGCUCGGUUGCUAUCUCUGGUAACAUAUUUGCUCAAAUAGGACUUGUACUUCAAGCGCUCCUUGGAUCUGUUGGAGGAACUCAAAUUGUAUUAACGAGUGGAAUAGUAUCAUCUAUUCAACAAAUACUUAACGGAACCAAUGGCAUUCAAUCAUUUAUCACAACUCUGUUAGCCAGUAUACAAUUAUUGAUUAGUCAAACUUCAACUAGUUUACUUAAACUUUUGCAAGACUUAUUAGCCACAUUAGGAGCUACCGGUGGUUUGCAGUUGCUUAUCAAUGGUUUAUUAAAUGGAAUACUGGGUCUCAUUUUACAAUUAGUUGGUGUGGUAUCCAACAAAACGAUAUGCUCUAUAUUGUCAGCUUUGUUCCAAGUUUUAGCGGCAAUAGCUGGAGCAUUGACUUCAAUAUUUACUAAAUUGGGCAUAAUUGUCGGAGGAUGCGGCUGUGGAUGCACUAAAGAUUUAAUUAUUGGUGUCCUUAUAAUACUGCGUCAAAUAAUUGGACAAGUAUCAAUAAUUUUAACAUCUUUAGUUGGAUUUGGUGGUGGAUUCAGUAUUGUGCCACAACCCUGUUAA
This is a messenger RNA of Condylostylus longicornis, 4590 nucleotides long. Its product is annotated as streptococcal hemagglutinin-like. The record is from RefSeq and is a predicted model, not a curated record. The transcript has 3 exons. NCBI's taxonomy places the organism in Eukaryota, Metazoa, Arthropoda, Insecta, Diptera, Dolichopodidae. The coding region runs from base 1 to 4590 and encodes 1529 amino acids.